CUAAGCUUAUGUUCUCUAUGAUGAUUUGGUAAAGGACAUUGUGUCUGAAAUCAUUCAUCCGCCACCUUAGAUUCAUGUGAGGAGGUUGGCAGUUACUAGCGAAGAACAGGUUUGUACUUGUACAGAAUCCAGGAUCACUUAACUGAAAUACUGUUGAUAAUGCUGUUUAACCCAAAACAAACAAAACAAAAACACCUCAUGAUAAUCUGUUAUGGUCUAGCAGUUUUGCUAUCUAAACUUAGCUAGAAACAGUGCCAAAAGGGUCAGUCACUGACUUAGGUCUUUUGUGAACCUUUCUUGAAUUUCUUCAGAAGGUACCCGUUGACUUCAUUUUUAGCUCGACUAUUCGAAGAAUAGGGGAGCUAUCCUACUCGCCCCGGCGUCGGCGUUAGCAUGAGGAGGCAACUCUAUCAAGAAGGAGGCAACUCUAUCAAGCAUUUUGACUGAAUUAUGGCCCCUUUUCGACUUAGAAUAUGCUUAUUGUAAUAUUAAAGUUUUACUCAUAGCUUAUAUUAUACUAUCAAGCACUGAGAAUAGUCGAGCACACUGUCCACUGACAGCUCUAGUUUUUAGGUCCCCCUCCCCCAUUCUAAGCUAAAAAAGAUGCAAACCUUUAAAUAAUUCCUUCUCCAUUUCAUAAAAGUCUGCCUGAUGAACCACUAGAAGGAUGUUCCUAGCACCUUUAUGCAAACUUUUGUCAUGUUUGUUCAAAUAGUUCAGCACUGAAGGGCCACCAGGGUUACAUAGCAACAACAACUUCUCAUAAGCAGCAAACAUGCGUUGACUUGACCUUUCGCAAGUUUGUUCAGGUUCCACUGUUGUAUACUAAAGGGGACAUGAACAAGGCUAAAAACUUUUCAAUGCCUAUUUAUCAUAAACCACCUGAUAGAUGUUCACCAGAUUUGACAAGAAGCAAGGUCAAACGGUCAUGGUCAGUUGCGUGACUACUUGUGAGCCUUCAUUGACCACAUGUUAAGUGUAAAUAAAGUGGUAUAGGCUACAGAAAGUGUUUUAGUUAAAAAAAUAUCACUUGAUUAUUUGGUAUUCAAGGUUUAGCAGUAUAUCACCAAAUUACAGAACAACAUUUUUACCAGCAAUCUACCUGUCUAAUACAUGUUUUACCUUACUGUCCUGUACCAUUGGAUACUUAAAAUAUUCUCAAAAAUUGUCCCCUUUUAAAAAAAGAAUGCCAUUUGUAAAGAAAUAAAAGUAAACAAAUCGAUGUUUAAACUAGUUAUGUGAAAUUUAAGCAAUGGAACAUUAUUGCAAUUGCAUCAGAAUAAAGACAUGUAACAGUUCCUUAAAAAUGAUGAAUGUUAAAAGGCGUUGAACUGUCCAGAAGUAUUAUAUGGUCCCUUCAUGCAUUCAUUUUCCAGAAUUCAAUACAUAUGUGAGCAAAUUGAUGAUGCUUUUGUAGACUGUUUAAUUUUCAUGUAUAACAACUCUUUCUUUCUAUGAUUUUGGUGAUGUUCGAUUGUUGUUGUUUUUUUUAGCUCACCUGAGCACAAAGUGCUCAAGGUGAGCUUUUGUGAUCGCCCUGUGUCCGUCGUCGUCAACAAUUUGACUGUUAACACUCUAGAGGUCACAAUUUUGGCCCAAUUUUAAUGAAACUUGGUCAGAAUGUUACCCUCAAUAAAAUCUUGGACGACUUUGAUAAUGGGUCAUCCGGGGUCAAAAACUAGGUCACUGGGUCAAAUCAAAGGAAAAGCUUGUUAACACUCUAGAGGUCACAAUUUGGGCCCAGUCUUAAUGAAACUUGGUCAGAAUGUUACCCUCAAUAAAAUCUUGGAUGAAUUCGAUAUUGAGUCAUCUGGGGUCAAAAACUAGGUCACCAGGUCAAAUCAAAGGAAAAGCUUGUUAACACUGUAGAGGCCACAUUUAUGACUGUAUCUUAAUGAAACUUGGCCAGAAAGUUAAUCUUGAUGAUAUAUAGGUCAGAUUCAAAUCUGGGUCAGAUGGGGUCAAAAACUAGGUCACUAGGUCAAAUCAAAGGAAAAGCUUGUUAACACUCUAGAGGCCACAUUUAUGACCAUAUCUUAAUGAAACUUGGUCAGAAUGUUAAUCUUGAUGAUCUCAAGGUCCAGUUCAAAUCUGGGUCAUGUAGGGUCAAAAACUAGGUCACCAGGUCAAAUCAAAAGGAAAAGCUAGUUAACACUCUAGAGGCCACAUUUAUUAACCAUAUCUUAAUAAAACUUGGUCAGAAUGUUAAUAUUGAUGAUAUAUAGGUCAAGUUUAAAUCUGGGUCAGAUGGGGUCAGAAACUAGGUCACUCGGUCAAAUUAAAGGAAAAGCUUGUUAACACUCUAGAGGCCACAUUUAUGACUGUAUCUUCAUGAAACUUAGUCAGAAUGUUAAUCUUGAUGAUCUUUAGGUCAAGUUCGAAUCUGGGUCUUACUGGUUCAAAUCAAAAGAAAAGCUUGUUAACACUCUAGAGGUCACAACUUUAGCCCAGUCUUAAUGAAACUUGGUCAGAAUGUUACCCUCAAUAAAAUCUUGGAUGAGUUCGAUAUUGGGUCAUCUGGGGUCAAAAACUAGCUCACCAGGUCAAAUCAGAGGAAAAGAUUGUUAACACUGUAGAGGCCACAUUUAUGACUGUAUCUUCAUGAAACUUGGUCAGAAUUUUAAUCUUGAUGAUCUCAAGGUCCAGUUUGAAUCUAGGUCAUGUAGGGUCAAAAACUAGGUCACCAGGUCAAAUCAAAGAAAAAGCUAGUUAACACUCUAGAGGCCACAUUUAUGACCAUAUCUUAAUGAAAUUUGGUCAGAAUGUUAAUCUUGAUGAUUCCUAGGUCAGGUGAGCGAUACAGGGCCUUCAUGGCCCUCUUGUUUUCCAAAACCUGGACCUGACUCUUAAGAAUUAUUUUAAGCCUACUUUUUAUCUUGAAAACUACAGGAGUUUUAACGCCCCUGGCGGGCGGCGUCCAUAGACUUUGUCCGGAGCAUAUCUUCUACAUGCAUGGAGGGAUUUUGAUGAAACUUGGCACAGUUGUUCACCAUCAUGAGACGGAGUGUCAUGCGUAAGAACCAGGUCCCUAGGUCUAAGGUCAAGGUCACACUUAGAGGUCAAAGGUCAAAUUCAAGAAUGACUUUGUCCGGAGCAUAUCUUCUUCAUGCAUGGAGGAAUUUUGAUGAAAGUUGGCACAAUUGUUCAUCAUCAUGAGACGGAGUGUCGUGUGCAAGAACCAGGUCCCUUGGUCUAAGGUCAAGGUCACACUAAGAGGUCAAAGGAUACAAGAAUGAAAACUUUGUCCGGAGCAUUUCUUCUUCAUACAUGGAGGGAUUUUGAUAUAACUAGGCACAAAUGUUCACCACUACGAGGCGGAGUGUCAUGCGCAAGAACCAGGUCCCUAGGUCUAAGGUCAAGGUCACACUUAGAGGUCAAAGGAUACAAGAAUGAAAACUUUGUCCGGAGCAUUUCUUCUUCAUGCAUAGAGGGAUUUUGAUAUAACAUGGCACAAAUGUUCACCACCACGAGACGGAGCGUCAUACGCAAGAACCAGGUCCCUAGGUCUAAGGUCAAGGUCACAUUUAGAGGCCAAAGGUCAGAUACAGGAAUGACUGUCGGAAGCAUUUCUUCUUCAUGCAUAGAGGGAUUUUGAUGUAACUUGGCACAAUUAUACACCAUCCUGAGACGAAGUGUCAUGCGCAGUUCCCUUUAGAAUUACUUUCCUUUGUUUUACUAUAAAUAGCUUAUAUUGUAACUUUUUCAUUACUAGUCGUAGGGAAAAAUCGAGACCACUUUUCUGUAGUACAACAUGCAUGUUACAUCCAAUUUUGAGGUGUAUUUUGACCAAUCUCUACCUGGUAAGGAUUUUUGUGUGGACAUAAUUUUUUUUUUUGGAUUUUUUUUUUUUUUUUUUUUUUGGAUUUUUUUUUAAGAUAAACUUCCCUUAGUUGUUACUAUAAAUAACUUAUAUUGUAACUUUUUUAUACGCCCGUUUGAAAAACGGGACGUAUUAUGGGAACGCCCCUGGCGGGCGGGCGGGCGGGCGGCGUCCACAGACCUUGUCCGGAGCAUAUCUUCUACAUGCAUGAAGGGAUUUUGAUGAAACUUGGCACAGUUGUUCACCAUCAUGAGACGGAGUGUCAUGCGCAAGAACCAGGUCCCUAGGUCUAAGGUCAAGGUCACACUUACAGGUCAAAGGUCAAAUUCAAGAAUGACUUUGUCCGGAGCAUAUCUUCUUCAUGCAUAGAGGGAUUUUGAUGAAAGUUGGCACAAUUGUUCAUCAUCAUGAGAAGGAGUGUCAUGCGCAAGAACCAGGUCCCUAGGUCUAAGGUGAAGGUCACACUUAGAGGUCAAAGGAUACAAGAAUGAAAACUUUGUCCGGAGCAUUUCUUCUUCAUGCAUAGAGGGAUUUUGAUAUAACUUGGCACAAAUGUUCACCACCAUGAGGCGGAGUGUCAUGCGCAAGAACCAGGUCUCUAGGUCUAAGGUCAAGGUCACACUUAGAGGUCAAAGGAUACAAGAAUGAAAACCUUGUCCGGAGCAUUUCUUCUUCAUGCAUAGAGGGAUUUUGAUAUAACUUGGCACAAAUGUUCACCACCACAAGACGUAGUGUCAUGUGCAAGAACCAGGUCCCUAGGUCUAAGGUCAAGGUCACACUUAGAGGCCAAAGGUCAGAUACAAGAAUGACUUUGUCCGAAGCAUUUCUUCUUCAUGCAUGGAGGGAUUUUGAUGUAACUUGACACAAUUAUACAUCAUCAUGAGACGAAGUGUCAUGUGCAGUUCCCUUCUUUAGAAUUACUUCCCUUUGUUGUUACUAUAAAUAGCUUAUAUUGUAAGUUUUUCAUUACUAGUCGUAGGGAAAAAUCGAGACCACUUUUCUGUAGUACAACAUGCAUGCUACAUCCAAUUUUGAGGUGUAUUUUGACCAGUCUCUACCUGGUAAAGAUUUUUGUGAGGACUUACAUUUUUUUUUUUUUGAUUUUUUUUUUUUUUUUAAGAUUAACUUCCCUUAGUUGUUACUAUAAAUAACUUAUAUUGUAACUUUUUUAUAAUUGAGCGUAGGGAAAAACCAAGACCACUUUUCUGUGGUACAACAUAGAUGUUAUUUUCCAAUUUUAGGUGUAUUUUAAGGUAUCUCUACCUGGUAAGGAGUUUUUUUGUGGACUAAGAAAAACAAAACACUUAGUUAUUACAAAAAUUACCACAAAAUUAAAAUUCCAUUUGCAAAUACAGGUGCUAGAGUAAAGAAAUUUGCUGUGACGGGCGUAUAUUGUGACAUUCUUGCACUCUUGUUUAUAAUUGACCGUAGGGAAAAACCAAGACCACUUUUCUGUGGUACAACAUAGAUGCUACUUUCCAAUUUUAGGUGUAUUUUAAAGGUCCAAUACUAAGGAAAGUGAACGUUUUAAUUUCUUUUAAAAAGCAGAGAAACUGUUUCAUUUUAUUGGAAAAUGAAAGUUGGUAUGUAGAAAUUCGAAAUAAAUCGCAGUAUAUGUACAAUUAUUUUUCUAUGAAGUAUGAAGAAAGUUAAAAAGACCUGGGGGGUCAUUCUGUCGAUUCAUUGAAAUUUCAACAUAAUACACAUACAUUUCUUUGAGUUCCAAAGACCUUCUGUAAAUUUUAACCUGCCAAUCUUCAUUAUUUAGUGUCUUGCAGAAGUCUAUGCACUGGCUAUGAAAAAAAUUGCCAGCUCACUUUCCCUUAGUAAUGGACCUUUAAGGUAUCUCUACCUGGUAAGGAGUUUUUUGUGGACUUAGAAAAAUAAAAGAAUUACAAUGAUUACUAAACAACCACAAAAUUAAAAUUCCGUUUGCAAAUACAGGUGCUAGUGUAAAGAAAUUUGCUGUGACGGGCGUAUAUUGUGACAUUCUGGCACUCUUGUUACAUUUGUCUAUGAUCUAUAGUUUAGUAAAUAGGCCAAGGGCUGUAACUGACAAUUGCAAGGCAUUUUAUUAGAAUUAUGGCUGUUUAUCACUCAGAAAACUGGUAUUUCUUAGGAAAGAUUUUUGUUUAGUUCCACUUUCCUUGAAGCCCGCCCGCUUAGCUCAGUAGGUAAGAGCGUUGGUCUACGGAUCGCGGGGUCAUGAGUUCAAUCCUCGGGCGGGGCGUAUGUUCUCUGUGACUAUUUGAUAAACGACAUUGUGUCUGAAAUCAUUAGUCCUCCACCUUAUUCAUGUGGGGAAGUUGGCAGUUACUUGCUGAGAACAGGUUUGUACUGGUACAGAAUCCAGGAACACUGGUUAGGUUAACUGCCCGCCGUUACAUGACUGAAAUACUGUUGAAAAACGGCGUUAAACCAAAAACAAACAAACAGACUUUCCUUGAAAGAAAAAAUACAGCAUUGAAACAUUGUAUGCUAGUCUAUCAUCUGGACUUGACAGUAAGUAGGCAAAAAACCAGAACACAUGUAUUUUCAUUCAAAUAAUGGCCUUUUAGAUAUGCCCAUGAAAUGAGUCGUAUUAUGUGACCACAGGUGAAAGGGUACCCUAUGCGCGGCUAAGCAAUACUUCAAGGUUUAACGCUUAAACAAGGUUCUAAAUUCUUAUGGAACCAACGGUUUUGUAACUUAUAUGAUGGAAGAAUUAAACAAUUUAAGAUAACUGACAAAAUAAUUGAUGAAGAAAUGUGACUAGGCAAGAUAAAACUUCAGUGAAAUUGUAGAUUAUUUAAAAUAUUUUAUAGAAUUAAGUUUUUAAACUAAUGGUAUUUUGUUAGCACGUAUCAAUCAGUCUAUAAUUUCAGGAAAAUGGGAGAAUUUUUAUAUUAAUCAAAUUAAAUGCAAUCGGAUGUGAUUUUAUAGAAUUUCAGUACAUAAUAAUUAAGGCUAAAGAAUGAUUAUGACCUCCUGUCAUGGAAUACCUGUAUUUUCUCUAUGUUAAAUAUACCUGCAUUACUUGUUAAGCUCUUAUACUUGUUAAGCUCUGAUGUACCUAAUUCACUAUCCAGUAUUGAAAUUAGAGGUGCGCGGUAUUACCGGUAUACUGGUAACUGUGGUACCAUCUUCCCGUGGUACGAUACCGCGGUAUCAUCAGGGAAUACCGGUAUUUUAUCAACAUUAUCCCUGCUUCUGUUUAUGUUUAAUUUACACUGUCUACGUAGCCUACCUGACAGCAGAUUACAUCGUGCAUGAUUUUCCGAUUUUAUAUCUCUGGAAUUCCUAUGCUACUAUUAUUAGUUUCCAAAAAUAACCACCCAAUGGAACAUGCAUGACCGACCGCGUGACCCCCAAUCAAAACCUUCGAAAACCUCCGGACUAUUCCGUAUAGAUGGAUGAUGUCAUGGGCGCACUUGAUUGUACAUUAAGUCUGGUAAAUUCGGCAAGUCCCGACUUCUUGUUUAAAUGAUGAUAGUUUAAAAUUUCCAAGUAUGCAUUUGCAUUUAUUCAAAAAGAAAUAUAUAGUAUGGAAAAAGUUGAGUCGAAAUUUAUUACUUUUUGUUUGAAAACGAUUUGAUGAAGCCUUCGUACUAUUUGUAAACGUUACUGGUUGAUCAAACGGGUGCACCGAUCGAAUUUUUCAAACAAGCGCGACCUAAACACGUGACCCAGUGCUUCCCUAGAAACAAACAAUAUGGCGUCUUCGGAAGAAUAUACGCUAAUAAAAAAUACAAAGGGUAAAUCUUGUAUAUGGGAACACUUUGCAUUAAAAAAACGAAAGAGGGAUGGAACAAUUAAUGAAAAUGUUGCUGUCUGUCGUCAUUGUGACUGUGUUAUUAAGCGUGCAGGGGGUGGCACGUCAAAUAUGACUGCUCACAUACGUCAACAUCACCCAAACUUGAAUCGUUCUGAAAGCAGCAAAUCGUUUACUAGUGUUGCAAAAGUGACUGUGAAUACAUGUAAGACAGAUGAAUUAGAAGUCAGCGUUCCAGCCGCAUCAGCUUCCAACAAGCAGACUACCAUCGCGUCCUUGUUUGGGAAUAAGACUAAAUAUAAAUCAGACUCACAAAAAGCAAGAAUGAUAACUAGUUAAGUUGCUCGCUUAAUAGUAAAGGAUCUAAGGCCAUAUCGCAUUGUGGAGACAAAUGAAUUUAAGGACCUUGUUAGUGAAUUGGAUCCAAGAUACACAUUGCCUUCGAGAAAGCAGUUUGCUGAAGUGAUCAUACCUACGCUCUACAAUGACGUCAAAGCUGAUAUCAUCAAGCAGCUAGAAGCUACAUCCCAGGUAAGAUAACUACUAACUAUAUAUAGAUACGAUAUGAUAAAUGAAUAUAUAAUACAAAUAAAUAAACGUGGUCCUGAAAUAAUAAAUUUAAGUUAAAGAUCGUUUCAGUUGAUCCCUUUUUAUUUUGUUACACUAUCUAUGCAUAUUUGUAGCUUGAGUAGGAUACUCGCCAGUAGCCUCUGUACCAGUGUUAAUUUUAAUGGUUUGUAUCAUGGUUUGUUUCAGGUUGCUAUUACAACCGAUGGCUGGACGUCAAGGGCAACUGAGUCAUAUGUCACUAUUACUGUAACAUUUAUCAACGUUGACUGGAAGCUAGUAAAUUUCGUUCUUCAAACAAGACCACUCCCCGAGAGUCAUACAGCUGAAAACAUAGCAGAAGUAAUUGAAUACGCUGUCAAAGAAUGGAAGUUACCUACAGGGCUUGGAGGGACUGUACCACCUGUUAUAUCCGACAAUGCUGCAAACAUGAUAAAGGCUGGAAAAGUGCUUGGGUGUACAAUACACAUAGGAUGCCUUGCCCACACACUCAAUCUCGCUGUACAAAAAGCCUUGAAGGUCAAAAGUGUCUCACAGCUGCUUGCCCGUGUACGUAGCAUUGUCAGCUUCUUUCAUCGAAGCUGUGUUGCAACGGCCGUCUUAAAGUCUAAGGCUCAGCUGUUAGGUCUGCCCAACCAUAAGCUGAAGACUGAUGUCUGCACGAGAUGGAACUCAGCCUUUGAAAUGCUGAACCGAUUCUUGGAACUCCAAGCUGCUGUAGUCGCUACUUUGACGUCAAAAGAAAUGAUGCAUAUGAAGGACAAAACAUUACAUAGCAUAAGUGACCAGAACCUUACACUAGCACAGGAGGUAUCUGUCAUGCUGAAACCUGUGAAAGAAAUAACUACCAUGUUGUGUACUGAAUCACUGCCAACUGUUUCAGUUAUUAUGCCGCUUCAUUUCAAGCUAACCAAUAAGAUUCUACAGCCAAAUGAGGAUGACUUACAUGCAAUCGUUGAAAUGAAACAAAUCAUGAGAGCUGAUCUAACUCAAAGAUACUUGGAUAAAACAGAACUACUGAACAUGACAUCAGCCAUAGAUCCAAGGUUCAAACAGCUGCCUUAUUUGUCUGAUGACGACAGGUUCGCUGUGUAUAAUCACUUGACAGAAGAGGCUAUCAGAGUAUCUGCAGUGGUUCCAGCUGUAGUUAAAGUCAAGACUAAGAAGUCUGAACCAGUUACAAUGACCAAAGCUACUGUGAGUCAACCUCCUCUACCAAGCCUACCAACAGACAUGCUGGAAGAUCAGUCAGAUGAGAUUGUUUGUGAUACUGCGCCUGCAAUCAAACAGGAAUCACAAAUAGUAGCCACUCCGAAGUCCGUGCUAAAUGAUAUUCUUGGGGAAGUAUUCAUCGCACGUGUAGAAGCACCAAAAUCUUCCCAGGAAUUAGCACAGAUGGAAGUAAUCCAGUACAAGUCUGAACCUCCUGUGAGCCUUAAUGAUAAUCCACUCCAGUGGUGGAAACAAAGGGAAUUGAGAUUUCCCUUUUUGUCUAAACUAGCAAAGUGCUUGCUGUGCAUUCCAGCAACAAGUGUACCCUCAGAGAGGGUCUUCUCUACAGCAGGGGACAUUCUAACAGCACAAAGGGCCAGCUUGAAGGCCAAGCAUGUUGACAAGUUAAUAUUCCUAAAAAAAAAUUGGAAAUAAUUUAGAACAUCUAUGUGAAGUACAUGAACUGAACUUGUGUAAGAAUGAGAAAGAAGUCAGUGUUUCUACUGUCCAGAUUUUAUUUGAUAUUAUUUCUGUUCUUAUCUAGUCAUUAGUCUAACUAGUCAUCAAGUUAUUAUUCUAGUCUAUUAUUGUUUUAAAAUCUAGUCAAGUAACUAGUCCUUGUUAUUGCUCUUAAUAAAUUCAGUCUUUAAGAGAGGUUUUCAAUAUUUUUAUGACCACUACCAUAGCUGUGCGUCUUACGAUUAAAAUGAUGGU
This is a messenger RNA of Mercenaria mercenaria, 10064 nucleotides long. RefSeq names its product E3 SUMO-protein ligase ZBED1-like. The transcript has 2 exons. Bases 8241 to 9785 code for a protein of 514 amino acids. Gene Ontology annotation, molecular function: protein dimerization activity. The record is from RefSeq and is a predicted model, not a curated record. Lineage: Eukaryota; Metazoa; Mollusca; Bivalvia; Venerida; Veneridae.